GCGAGCGACGGCGCCAUGGAGAUGGAAGGAGCAGAUGGGGCUGCAGUCCCCCCCAGCUUGGCCGAUCGCUCCCAUCGAAGCAGCAUCUCUUCCAUGUGUGCCCGAUCGCUGGAUGUCCUGGUAUAUCUGAUUGAUGAUACUGCGGUGCAGCUGAGCGUGGACAGUCUGAUGUCUGUCACUGUUCAUGAGCUACAUCGCAUCGUCCGGGAAGCCCUGCAGCUUCCUGAGUGUGCCAUGGAAGUCUUCGCUCUGUGGCUCAUCUCUCCCUUGCUUGAGGUGCAGCUGAAGCCGAAGCACCAGCCAUACAAGGUGUGCCGCCAGUGGCAGGAGCUGCUCUUGCGUUUCACUGAUUGCCAGGAGGAUGAGAUCAUGCAGGAUGAGCCUUCCCUGCAGUUCAGAAGGAACGUGUUUUUCCCGAAGAGAAGGGAGCUGCAGAUUGAAAACGAGGCUGUCCUGCGGCUGCUCUACGAAGAGGCCAAGUUCAACAUCCUGGAGGGACGCUACCCGUGUGACGUGGAGGACUGCGAGCAGCUGGGGGCCCUGGUCUGCAGGCUGCAGCUGGGGCCCUACGACCAGGACCAGCAUACGGCCUGUGCCUUGAAGGAGAAGCUGGAGGCCUUCCUGCCCGCUCACUUGUGCCGGCGGGGGCACAGCCUGCUGACGGCGCUGUGGAAGCGGGGGGCCAAGCAGCCGGCCUACGAGCAGGGGCUGCUUCAGGCCUACCAAGCAGUGCGGGAGGAGGCAGCCUGCGAGGAGCCUGAGGCUCUGCGCCAGCACUACCGGGCCUAUCUGCAGAGGUGCCACCAGCUGCCAUACUAUGGUUGUGCUUUCUUCUAUGGGGAGAUUGACAAGCCAGCCCAGGGCUUCCUGCACCGGGGAGGACGCAAGGCAGUGUCGGUCGCCAUCAGCCUGGAGGGUGUGUACGUCAUGGAUAGCAAGGAGAAGCACGUCUUGCUGGGCCUGCGGUUCCAGGAACUCUCCUGGGACCACACGUACCCCGAUGAGGAGGAGGAGCACAUCCUCUGGCUGGAGUUCGAUGGGGAAAACGAAGGGACCCUGGUCAACAAGCUGCUGAAGGUUUACUCCAAGCAGGCAGAGCUGAUGAGUGGCCUUAUCGAGUACUGCCUGGAGCUGAACGCAGCAGCGGAGGCAUCGGCCCUGGAGAACAGCACCCUCCAGAGCCCCACACUGUCACCUCUGGCCAGCAAGCAGCGCCCCAAGCUGAGACGGCAGAACAGCGUGGUCUGCAGCCGGAUCCAGCACCUCGCCACUAUAGACUACAUUGAGGAUGGUAAGGGGAUCAAGCGUGUGAAACCCAAGCGGACGGCCUCCUUCUUCACCCGCCAGUUCUCUCAUGGCCCUACCUCCUACUCAGCUGUGCAGGCUCCAGCAGAGAGCCUGGAGCAGGGCUGA
This is a messenger RNA of Emys orbicularis (European pond turtle), 1413 nucleotides long. It is a transcript of the gene FRMD8, whose product is annotated as FERM domain containing 8. Gene Ontology annotation, cellular component: cytoskeleton; plasma membrane. Gene Ontology annotation, biological process: negative regulation of canonical Wnt signaling pathway. Lineage: Eukaryota; Metazoa; Chordata; Testudines; Emydidae. The transcript has 11 exons. The record is from RefSeq and is a predicted model, not a curated record. Bases 16 to 1413 code for a protein of 465 amino acids.